Messenger RNA from Haliotis rufescens (red abalone), 2310 nucleotides. RefSeq names its product U-scoloptoxin(05)-Sm1a-like. The record is from RefSeq and is a predicted model, not a curated record. Bases 255 to 683 code for a protein of 142 amino acids. NCBI's taxonomy places the organism in Eukaryota, Metazoa, Mollusca, Gastropoda, Lepetellida, Haliotidae. The transcript is spliced from 3 exons. Gene Ontology annotation, biological process: regulation of synaptic transmission, cholinergic; positive regulation of voltage-gated potassium channel activity; sleep.
UAGAAUGUGUGUUUCUAGGCCCAGUGAAGCCUUCAUGGGAUAUUGUCGUGAUAUUUCCAUCCCCGCGGUUCUAAUCAGGUCGCUCUGAUUGGCCACUCUCUUGUCAAGUCGAUUUUCACGACUAGCUCAUUCUCUUCUCACAAUCACGUGUAGUGUGAACGUUGACCGAAUGAUGGCAUGAGGGCUCCGACGUCCAAGGCAACGACUGCGCCGAUGUAAACACAGUGGCAGUGAUUUAGAGUGUAGCGAUCAAAAUGUAUCACUGGGUCGGCUCAAAGACAUUUGUUGAUGCCUUUUACAUUGGCCUUAUUCUCAUCGCAUCUUCGGGUUCAGUUUGGAGUUUGAAGUGUGUACAGUGUAUGUCCCUCAAAUUCCCUGAGUGUGAGACAGGCAAUGUGGGACCUACAGAAUGUGUUGGCAAAAAUUCAAACGCCAAAUACUGUGUCAGAUAUUCAGGGAAAAUUCAUUUGGGACAAUUUGUCAUCCGUAGUUGCAGUGUGACGGACUAUAAACAGACCUGUCAGGAGGGGCAAGUUGAAGAGGAGGUUGUCAACGUCUGCUACGUUACCUGCAACUACGACGGCUGCAACUCUGCCCACUCCUCUCUGUCGCCCAGACUCUCUGUUGUCACCUUUGCAGCCACCGCCGCCAUAUUUUCUAUUUCUAUUGCAUUUGUAUUAUGAUCAUACCAGUAAAAUGUUCUUUUUAUACAAACUGGGUUUUGUAAUUGUUAUUUGAUUUAACAUAUUUCAUUCACAAGCGAAAAGGAUUGGGUGUAAGUGAAUUUAAGAUAUAUGGAUGAACAACUUCUUUAUUACAAUCAGGAACGAUGUUUCGGUGUAGGUUCUAACACCGUCAUUAAGCAAGUACAGAAUGAGGUUGACAAGCAUAUAUACAAGUAUGAGGUAAUGUUUCGACAGUUGAAUAGAUUGGGGUGUAGUUACAUUAGAGUGGGGAAGUCUGUGAUGUAAGCAGUGCGGUAGGUUUAAGGUAAAAAUGCUAACAGACGAAGCCAGUAGUGUAAGCAAAGGGAUUAUCACUGAUUGUAGUCUUUGAUGAGUUAAUGGUAAGCCAAUGUAUGUAAUAGCCUUGAUCACGACUAAUGGUAGGAGUGUUUUGAUGUAGGUGUCUAGUGGUAGCGCGCCCACCCGGAGAACGGAAGGUCCGGUGUUCUAUGACCUGCCGCGUCAUGCCAAAAGACUUUAAAAUGGUACUUGUUGUUACCUUGCCUGGCGCUCAUCAAUAAGGGAAUACAACAACGACUGGUCGGCUCGGAGUCAGUAUACUGUGUCUGAUCUGAUAAAGCUGACUGAGAGUCAAUUAUGGAAACUGAGCAUCGAUGUUCUUUGUUUCGGUUUUGGAGGGGCCUUGGUGUUUCGCCAAUAUGAACAUGUCCAAAAUUACACGGAAUGUUGUACACUGUUCUCGAUGUUUGUAGCUGUUGGCUGGAUGGUGGUUUUCCGGUGGCUUUGAUGGUGUUUUGAAUGAGGUUACUUCUCUUGAAAACAACAUCAGUGUUGGACUGUUUCUUUUAGAGCCUCUCGAUUUUGUGGCUACCAGUACCAAAGUAGGGGAGGCUGAUCACAUACGUUUCAACCAAACAAGACCUUACCACUGAACCACAUCAUCCCGAACACGUAUACACCCCCCCCCCCCCCCCCCCCCCCCCCAGCGUCGACAAUCUGCACCCUUUUGCGAGCGAUCAACCUCCGCCACUUUGGAACUGUUAGCCAUACAAUUGUUCAUCCACAUAUAAAUGUAUGUUAUCCUUAGUUAGUACUCCAACUUCUUAACGCCUUGCAAAGAAGCUAUUGAGAAUAAGUUUUAACAACUUAGAAUGCCUGCUACUAAACAUAUUUACAGGAUAUCAUUGGCAAUAAGACGUAUCACAAAAUUCGUGGGCAUGAGACCGUGAGAACAGAAUACGAUGAAAAUUAGACUCUGCAGACUUCCAUUGUCACCAAAUACAGAGCGACAAAAAUAUUUUGCCUUGUCAUAAAAAAUCUCCACUAAAAGUCCAUUAUAUUAUUUCGACUAUAUCAUAAGCAUGUGUUUUUGAAUCACUGUCACGUAGGGAUGUCACCAGGUGUUCUCGAAAAAGGUGUUCGAAUCCUGCCCACAGGUGGCACCAGUUACAAACACACGUAAAGGCAAAUCAAUUGUUCACCUGAAAAGAACUGGGAAUAUACAAUAUAUGGUAUUUUCUGUUGUCACCUCUCAGUCAUCGCCGCCAUUUUUUCUAUCGUAUGUAUUACUUUUGUAUUGUAAUCAUACCAGCAUGUCUUUCAAUAAACCGUUCCUUUUUACAAA